AUGAAGCGAACCCGGAUGCCCUCCCCCUGGACCAGCGAAGGCCAGAACUUGGCCGAGUCGAGAUACUUCUGGCAGCCUGCUACGGAGGCCCUGAGGAAUGCCAUCCCGGCACAGUACCCCAACGAGCCCCUCCCCGAGUAUUCGAGCCUGGAGGAGCUGAAGCCCAUAAGGAUCGCGCUGCUACGGGCCGUGAGAGGAGGCAUUCCUUCCGGGCAAGCCUUGGACGAAGCUUGUGUCUUGGUGGAUGAGCUGAUCCGCCCUUGUGACCCAAAGAAUUGGUCUCUGGACCCGCGGUGCCUGAAUCCGAAGGAUAACCAGCAGGGGUGCCCGCCUGGAAGCCAUUUCGUGCGCGGGAAGUAUGGUGUCAUUGACUGCAAGGCUUGCCCUCUUGGCACCGCCCAGGACCAGCGGCAAGCUGAGGAGACUUGCAACAGUUGCCCGCCUGGGCGCUUUGCCGCCGAGCCGGGGCGCAGUGAGUGUGUGACUUGCGCGCCGGGGUGGAUCGCCACAAACCCAGGGAUGUCCGCCUGCUUUACUUGCAACAAUGGCUCGAUGCCCGUGAAUGGAGAGGCAUGCCAGGCAUGUGAAGCCGGUGAAUAUGAAGCCUUCGGUCUUUGCCAGCCCUGCCCAUCUGGCUACACGUCCACAAGGGGAAGCUUUGGCUCUGACUCCUGCGUGAUCCAAAACGUGCUGUUUCUUUGGAAUGGCUUGCUGAUCAUGGGCCUGGUCUUCUUGUGUAUGCUUCUGCCAAGGCUGCUCGGCUUUGGUCCUCUGCCCAUUCAGGACCUUUUCGUCGAUGAAGGGAGGGUUGUGGUGAAGGCGUGGGGCGCGCACGGCAUGUGCAACUGGUUUGGGCUUCCGUUGCAGGUGCGGCUCACGGGUACCGGCCACCCCGCAGUGGAAGAGUGCAAGGGAAUCUUCAGGGCUGUGGUUCGAAACAGUGAUGAGCUCUGGCUGUUGGACAGACACAGCAAAGAACGGCUUGCGGCCGACAUCGAGUCUUCCCGUGGUGCGCUGAGGCUCUGUUUUCCCUGUAGCCUUUGGUGCAGCAGCUUCGGUAGCCUGCCGUUGGCACUGCCUGCUGUCAUUCUUGUCACGUGCAACAUCUGGCUGGUCUGGCAACUUGUCCUGGGUUGGGAAGCAGAGGUGGACCUCUGCUUGUGGUGGUUUCUGCUUGGCUUGGCGAUCGCAUUGGCCUUAUGCGUUGCAGUCACCCUGCGCCAGCGACGUAACGGGCUUGCUUCCGUCCCACUAACCCGACGCCUAACGCAGUUUCAUGAGAGGAUCCUGCAUGCAAAUCCCCAGCCCGCAGCAGCCGAGCGAGGGCCUGCGCGGGCGAUUCACGCAGAGAAAAUUGUGGCUCUGUACGAGUACUUCCAGUCGUUCAUUCGGAGACGGACCAUGCACUACGUGGGCUACAACCUGUUGAUGCCACUCACAGCAUCCCACAAGCUUUCGUACGCAGAGCUCGUGGGCCCUGCGCAGGUGGCUUGGUUUGUGUCGCACUGCUGGAGCAUGCCCUUCGCGGACUUCGUGCAGAGCAUCCGCGCCUUAGGCGACACGAAGACCGACUGGCGAAAGAUCGCCUUGUGGGUCUGCUCUUUUAGCAACAACCAGUGGGCGGUGGAGGAUGAGCUGGGUGGUGGGGAUCCCAUGGACUCCUCCUUUGGCUUGGCCCUCUUGAGCCCGAGCUGUCGAGGCACCGCCAUGGUCUUGGAUGCGGGCGCCGAGCCCUUGCAGAGGUCCUGGUGCCUCUUUGAGGUCUUUCAGACCUUUCGCCUGGCAAAGCAGCAUGCGGACCACCAGGGGCUUCUCUUGUGCACCCCUACAGGCGUGCUGCAGCAAGGCACGGCCAGUGUCGACAUGGUUCUGGUCUUGGCGAAGAAGCUGGCGAGCAUCCGGAUGGAGGACGCGCAGGCCUCAAGGCCACAGGACAAGAUUAACAUUGACGCCUGUGUCCAAGCUACAGAGGGUGGCUUCCCAGCAGUAAACCGCUUUGUUCGCCAAUGCAUCAAGACAGCCUUGGACAAUGCCCACAGCUCCUUCCAAGGACACUAUACAGCCUUGGUGGGGGCUCUCGAGGAAAGCAUGGAGAGCGUCGAGCACGGCGAUCUGAGGCCGUGCCUGCUGCGACGUCGGCGUCCUGAGGAGGAACACAAGCUUCGCACUUAG
Symbiodinium natans is the source of this 2172-nucleotide messenger RNA. Lineage: Eukaryota; Dinophyceae; Suessiales; Symbiodiniaceae. The record is from the annotation of a GenBank genome assembly.